GAUUUUCAUGUAGGAAAGUCAUUACAAGCAUACAUUCCCAAUUGUUAUGCCAAAUUGUUAUGCCAACUUUAGGGAAGAGCAUCUACUUGGGCUAACAACAAUCACCCAUUGAAAAUUCUACCAAGAUGGAACAACUACCUCGAUGGGGGUAGUGCCCCCUUCGUCCACAGCAUGCUCGGCCACCUCAAGAAGGGAUUCAAGUUUCUUCAGCUUCUUUACUAUUUCUCAUCGUCCAACCAUCAUUGCAACCACUGCCUUCUUAACAUGCUCGGUAAUCCUUAGUUAUUGAUGGCUUUCUUCACUUAUUAAUUAUCUAUAUCUAUAUCUAAUGUGGUAGGCUAUGCUUAUGAUAUUGUUGUCCAUAAUUGCCUUUAUAUAGAGAGAGACUCAUAUGUAAUAUCAAAUUUUACUGCUUUAAUAAAUCUCUAUUUCUUAU
Molecule: messenger RNA, 436 nt
Organism: Rubroshorea leprosula
Lineage: Eukaryota; Viridiplantae; Streptophyta; Magnoliopsida; Malvales; Dipterocarpaceae
Source: the annotation of a GenBank genome assembly